This is a messenger RNA of Siniperca chuatsi (mandarin fish), 8461 nucleotides long. RefSeq lists its product as uncharacterized. The coding region runs from base 3124 to 3780 and encodes 218 amino acids. Gene Ontology annotation, molecular function: zinc ion binding. Lineage: Eukaryota; Metazoa; Chordata; Actinopteri; Centrarchiformes; Sinipercidae. The transcript has 9 exons. The record is from RefSeq and is a predicted model, not a curated record.
ACUCGACAAGGGGCUGCAUAGCAAUUAUUUAGCUUUCACAAAUUGUCUAAAAAGGUCUUGCUGGGGUCCCUACAGUCUGGCCCCUACAGUCUAUGGUCCCUACAGUAUAUGCACUACCCGGCUAAAUCAGGUAAGCUAGCAUAUUUUAGCUAGCCAGUAGGUGGCUCUGGGUGAGAGCUAACGUUAGCUGCGCUGCCAACGCAGCGUGUCAGUAACGUUAAGACAAAGCUGAACAUGUUCCUGUUGUGGUUGCUCGUGGUGUCCGCUCACACGCCAUCUCAGAAAUCACAAACAGCAUUAACAUUACGUUAAUUUUCACCCAUUCAGAAAGUACGGUCGACUUCAGGCUCUCUAAGCAGCAGGUAACCUCAACGUUACAGCGAAGACAACAGGUAAACCGGGACUUAACUGUGCGUAAAGCAUUACUAGUCAUUUUGAAUGUUAUCUAUUUCAAGGACCCUGACAUAUUUAACCGUCUCACAACUGUUCCAUCUUUGCUGUGGAGUUCACAUAAUAAGUUAAAAGGGCCGCAUGUGGUUUAUAUACAUUUCAAACUGACCCACAUGUGUUUGAGUAACCAUUUGUGUCCCACCUUACUGUUUGUGUUCCGGCUGUAAUAGUGCUGAACAAUGGGAAACUAUAAACUAGUUUUCACUGAUAAUGUUAGUACUCCAAUUUCAGCCAAAUUGAAACCAUUUUGAAAUCGGGAUCAGAAGCUGCAGUGCUGACCUCUGUUGACUGAUUUAUAUUCACAGCCUACAUUUGAUGUGUUGUUGCUGAAAGCUUUGUAAAAGAAGUCUAAUUUUGUUAUGUUCUGAAUGCGUUUUCAAAAGGGGUCCUGGACAAAGACUGGACAUAUGAUUCGGUUAAACUGAAUUGUGUGGAGGAUACAAACUUGAGCUAAGUUCAGCACAAAGCAUUUCCAGGAACUGGUCUUAGAGACUCUGCAACACCCACACAGGUGUUUUCACUUAUUCUACUUGAUUAGGCCUCUGCUCAGGUUCAAGUUGGGCAGACCUAUAAUGGGAAUAGUAUGGUGGCCCAGAGGCUCAAUGCACUGCAACUUAAGAAAUGCAAAUAGACAAAACACAAGCAAAUUAAGGAAACAUCUUCACCACUUUUGACAACACAUUUGCAGCAGUUAGGAAAAAAAAAAAAGCAAAUACAAAAACACGCUGCAAAUACAGAAAACAAGCAGGAUGUGAGGAGUCUUAUUCGUUUUUUUUUUUUUUUUUUUUUAAUUGAUUCAUGUUUUGAAUUUCUUAUAAAUCAGCUGUCUGGGCAGCUGAUUUAUAUACAGUGGCAAACUGAUAUGAUGGCAUGUCUUACAUGAGAAUUCUAGCCCAUCUAAAUUUUAACGUAAAGUAAUUGAUUAAUAUGGAUGUUAAACAUAAAAGCUGCCAUGAUGAUCACAGAUAGCCUAUAUAGCAUUUUAAUAGCUAGUCUUGUCAUAGAAAAAAAAAAACCCAACAUAAUUAAAACAAUAAUUAUUGGAGACUGAGUACAAGCUGAAUAGAUUGGUCUGAUAACAUUUAAUUAAAUCGUGUUUCUGUGACUUCCUGUCGUGACUGCAGCUUUGUGUCACUGCCCUGUGCUGCUGCCACCUGCGCUCAUCCACUUUCCAGCAGAGCCUACUGUCAUGGCUUACUGGGACAUGUGAAUAGAGCGGAGCCAUUAUUAUUGUUAUUAGUAACAUGCACAAUACCAGGGCACUGACCCACAUGAAUGGAAAUCAGCCAUCAGUAAAGUAAUUAAUUACACCUGUGCGUUUCCUACUAUGAUGAGUCAAAAUGUCUGCUGUGAAAAAGGUCACCAAAGUCCAUAUAGCCCUUCUUCAGAAUAGACUUUUUAUUGCUUCAUACAAAUUCUUCUUGAAUUGGGUGAAUUUGGUCGAGUACGCUAAAAAAAGUGCUAAAAUAUAGUAUGUUCAAAACAGUGAGUAAGCAUACUAAAAAUGCUAAAUUGUUGAGCUCGCUGUUGAUGGACACCAUUUUCCCCACAAUGCAUUGCAGAAAGGAAAUAGAGGCGCUACUCACAGCUGGAAAAAAAAAAAAGUGAAACAAAUUGUGCAUGGUGGUGAAACAGCUUUGUGAACACCAAAAAUAAAAAAAUAAACUAACAAAGACAAAUCUUUUUAUGCUGUCUGCUUGUUAAGUUGAAUUGGCAGUGAAAUUCCAAAGUUGCAGUUUGAUUGACAUGAAAUGGUUACAUGUGUUGAUUUUUCUUGUAUACUAACUGCAUAAACUGUAUACUUAAGAUAUUUAGUAUAGUGUACACACUGUAUACAAUUAGAAUGUAGUAUGAAAUUGGGACUUGUCAUAGCUGGAAAAGCACAGGUGAGAGUACUAACAUGUAACGAUGGCUUACUUCUGUUAAGGUGUCCCAGUUAAGCAGCAUUCACAGCGUCAGGGCCCUGAAACUGAUCCACGGCAUGAACGACUAAGAUUAAUGUUAUUAAUUACAUCUGUGUUUAACAAGUUAAAAUGUCUCCUGUGAGAAAUACAAUAUAUUAAAAAAACGGUAAAGGUCUAAAUGUUCCCACCCUAACAGGAGAGCGAGGGAGAUGCCUGGUGAGCAUGGUCUGACUCGGUACACGUCCACACAGCUCUGAGAAGAGCUCUAAUCAGGCAGAAUAAGUGAAAACACCUGUGGGGGUGUAUCAAGGAUGUGCAGGCCCUCUAAAUCUCCUCGAACCUCUAACUUGCCGGUGUACAGCUUUUGUUUGCAGGAGAGCCAUUGACAAGGGGCAGCCAGCCUUCACAGGAAGCUUUGGCAAGCUGGGGAAAUUUCAUCUCUUGAUAAAGGAGGUCCUGGAGCUUCUUAUGAUGCUCCUCGCUUUCUUCAGUAGGGAUGAGUGGGAGAUGGAGCCAGGUGUUUGGCAGCAGCAGAGUGUUCAGGUGUAACUGUGCCGGUGACGGGACAUGACGAGCAGCCGCAGAUGAAGGAUGAGGCGUGGAGGAUUUUGGGAAGAGGGGCACCCCACGACCUGCUCCCUCAAGAAUACCCCCACUGAUCGAGACGAGGUAACCCCAGCGAGAGAAAACAUAGGAAGUGGGGGGAAACUGCUGGUAUCUGGAAGUACUCAGGAGUGAGUGGAACAAGUCGUCUCUCAGCCAGUGAAAUAUGGGCAGUGAGUACCAACCACUGUCUUUAGCAGAGUCAUGCAGAAGCUUAUUCAUAGAGACGUCAGAGUGCUUUAUAUGCAGGGAUGUUGAACUUCAAGCCAGUGACCCACUGAGGAACUUCUGUGACUGCAAGAAUUUACUUGCCCAUCACGUGUGUCUGUCCACAUGGAUCCAGAAGGGAUGUGGGAGUGAAGACAGGCUGCGAUGCAUCGUCUGCAAAGCCAAGUACCAGCUCCAGUGGAGUUCCCCGUGGCGGUCGGUGAGCUUCCAGUGGCAGACGUGGCUUGUGCUGAUCACUGCGUUUGCUUUGCUGGGUCUGGUGCCUUAUGUUAUUCACUGCAUGAUGACAGCCUUCAGCAACCCGCCUCCUCCGAGCACCUUUAAAGUGGCAGCAGUCUCUUUUGGUCUGCUGACAGAGAUCCUGCUGAUCAAGUGUCUGUUCAGCUACCUCAGCAGUCGUUACCGGCAGGCCGAGCAGAGCUCAUUCACAGUCCGGGCCAGAGGCUUCGAAGAGGACAGACUGAGCCCGGGCCGCUGGGAUCGGUCUGAGGCUGCUUCAGCAGCGGCAGGUCACGCUUCAGCAUCGGCCUCACCCAGUCAAGUGGACGAAAUGAAAGUGGAUGUGUUGAAGAGUGGAUGUCUCAGCCUUUUCUGAACCACUAACAGAAGGAGGUUACAGAAUACAGGGUGAGAGUGAAUCCUUUGGGUAUUAGAUGUUUCUAACAGCCAUUGAAAUAUCACGUCAGGCCUUUUUGAGAUCUUACACUUUAAAACCUAUUUUCAAGGUGUCAGAUAUCCUUGUUUCUCUAUGUCAAACCCGUGCACUCUCACUUUAUUCAGUGGAUAUAUUCUCACAAAAUGCAAAUUGAUCAUAAGGAGGCUAAUGCACGCAGCUUGCAUGAGUGUGUUCAGGCUCAGAGAGAGAAAAAAAACCUGAAAUCACUCUCUUUCCUUAAUGAUGUCCACACAGAGACAACGGGGCGCCGCUCUGAUUAGUGUCACCUGUCCUUGUGCAUCUCAUCAGCUCCAUUAUGGCUCCAUCUCCCAUGCUUCUUCUACUAAUUGAAUAGCCUGUGAAGUGGUGACGAGGACGGGGGCGAGAGCAACGUCUGUCCCACUGCUGCUUCAGAAAUUAGAGUAAAGCUUCCCAGUGAGGACUACUGUUGUUCUUAAAACAUAAACCAUCAUCAGACAGAUAGAAGACGUGCUAAGUAGCCCUCAUGUUACAUUACCAUCAUGUCAUCUGCUGAUUGCGUUCAUAUAUAACAGCUUUGAAUUAGCAUCUACUGUAUGUUUUGAGGGGGAUACAAUGGCGCACUACACAUUUUCUUCCGUGUAUCAGACAGAGCGUUCAUACUGGAUGUAGCCAUAAGACACUCGCUGAUGUUCUUCAGGUGUAUAUACAGUGGCUGCACAUGGGCAACUAAAGUGCGGUAUGGGUAAAGGUAUGGUUAAAGCAGAAGUUUGACAUUUUGGGAAAUACUCUUAUUUGCUUUGUUUACGUUUAGAGAGAGUUGGAUAAGAAAAUUGAUGCUCUGUGCCUUAAAUAUACUAUAAGGCUACAGCCAGCAGCUGGUUAGCUUAGCUUAGCACAAAGACUGGAAACAGGGGGAAAAGGCUAGCCUGGCCUGGUCAGAUCAAAAUCCACCUACCAGCACCUCUAAAGCUCACUAAUUAACACAUUAUAUCUUGUUUGUUUAAUCCAUACCAAAACGACAGUUCGCUGUUUUUUUUUGGGGGGGGGGGUUAUGUGCUGGACAUUCCCAAAAUGUCAAAUUAUUCCUUUUAGGUUAGGAAACUAGAAGAAGGCUGGCAUUAUUAAAUAUUUUUUGUAUUGUCAACAAAUCCUAUGAAAAGAUGAUGAUGUUAGCUUAAUUCUGGGGGGCACGGCUUUGCUGCUGACCCGGUGUGCUCACCUGCCAUUUGUCUGAGUUUGAAUAUUUUAUGGCCCUUGUUUUAUGUGGAUUAACUGGGAACGACCUUCCAACACAAACUGGAUUCCACACAAUGAACUGGAAACGCUUGUUGGACAAGUCAGCAAGACUUCCUGGUCUGAGAGAACGGCUGUGAAGACACGGCUGCAGAUUACCUGUCAUCACGCUGAAUAUGACAAGGAAUUUAGGCAGAGCAAUCUUAUCUGUCUUACAAAGACUUGGCUCAAAAAUCAUGCAACUCCAAAUCUAAGAGGACAUACAACAAUUAGAGCAGACAGAGAUGAACGUGCUGUGUAUCUUUGUGGAGAAUAACUGGGGAAAACAGUUCUGCAAGUGUGCAACCCAGACUUUGAAGUUUUAACCGUCUCUUUUAGACCUUUCUAUCUUCAGCGAGAGUUUGGUCAAAUCACUCUUAUUCUCACUUACGUGUCUGGUCCAAAUAAUGAUGCUACAGCAGAGAGGCUAGUGCAGAGUUACACUGAUGCCUUCUCUCGCUCUGCAGAUCAACCUGCUUUUAUUCUUGGAGAUUUUGAGAUGUAAAUGUGAUUUAUCUUGGUAUUUAUAUGGACUUCAUGGCAAUAUAUGGACUGCCCCACUCUUCAUCUUUGCUUCAGGGACAUCCCUGAUGCCUGUAACGCUGUUUGCAGACCGCCCUUGGGAGCUGUUGCUCAAGUAUAAGGUACUAGUGAAACAAGUGAAACCCAUCACCAAAGUAGUACAAGUGUGGUCUGAGGAAUGUGAAGGAACUGAGAGACUGUCUAGAGGACACCGAAUGGGACAUUUUCUUCAAAUCUUGCAUGAAAUCGCAGACACUAUUUCCUCUUAUAUUAAGUUGUGUGAGGAUAAUGUGAGACAAAGACUGUGAGAAUAUUCCCAAACAACAAGUCUUGGGUAUCAAAAGAACUGAAAGGAUGUCUUAAUGAAAAGAAAAUGGCCUUUUGCAGUGGUGACACUGAAUUAUUGUCUGAGAAAAGGAGACAACUAAGACGGAAGAUCUUGAAAGCUAAAAUAGAUUACAAAAAUAAGAUUGAAAUGAAGUUUUCUACGGGUAACAUAAAACAAGCAUGGGAAGGCUUAAAUACACUAAUGGGGAGGGCCAGAAAGAAGGAAGAAUGCUCUGUCAGUAACAGGCAGUCCUUUGCUAAUGAGCUAAAUGUUUUUACAGUAGAUCUGACUGUGUGGACGACAGCGUGAAACGUGACAGCAGCAUAUCCUUAAUCUCACAUAUAGUGUUGAAAGAGGAAGAGAUUGCUGCUAGUCUUUCCACAGUGAAGCCAAAAAAGGCCACUGUCCUUAAAGACUGUGUCCCCCAAUUAAAAGAAGUCUUUAGAGGUUAUUCCAGUACUUUUUAAACUCACGCACAGUGCUUAAAUCAUAGAAACUCUCAAUCAUUAAGCCUGUGCACAAAAAGCCAAAGGCAAGUAUGCUGAAUGACUUUUGACCAAUAGCCAUCGGUAGCUAGUCAUCUAUCUUCCUCUGUGGCUGAGUAUUUGGCCCAAACACACGCUCUUUAGGCCGGGUGCAAAAGUAGCAAUUUGGAGAUCAAUGUUGAUAAGGCUAAAGAAAUUAUCGUUUGUGCCAAGCAGGAUUUCACAACACAGUCUGUUGUAUUUGACAGCCAACUUGUUGAAACUGUUGGAAGUCAGUCAAUCUUCAUAACAAAAUCAACAAAACCCUGAUUGAGAGUGUUUUAACACUUGACUUCAUGGUUUGGUCACCUGAACUGCAGGCUUAGGAAUAAGCUGGCUAGAAUAGCUGGCAUUGCCAGUAAAAUAAUUGGGAAGCCCCAGAUGAAACUGGGUGAGCUGCAUACUGUCGGGACAAGAGAUAAAGCCCUAAGCAUUCUGACAGACCGUUCUCAUCCUUUAUUUUCUCAGUUUGAGACUCUGAACUCUGGGAGACCUUUGGCACCCUAAUGUAUUCCAAAUGCAAUCACCAUUUUAAACUCAAACAAGUGAGCCACAAAUCUUGCUCCACAGUAUUUUGCAUUAUAUUCUAAUGUUUUAGGUAUUUUAUCUGUAAUUUUUACUUAUGUACUCCAGACAUAAGUUUUUUGUUUGGUAUCUUGUUGCCACAUUUGUUACUAUAUGUUACCUGUUUUAUACGUUACCUGUUCUCAUGCUGCUUUUAUGUUUUGGUGAGCCAAAGACAAUUUUCCACUCUGGUGGACAAUAAAGUUGCAUUGUAUUCUAUUCUAUUCUAAAGACCAAAGCCAAAAUCAAUGCAUAAGUCUGUCUUUCAAUACCUACUGACUCCGCCACCCAGUCUGUGGCUCUCAGCUGGAAGCCCACUAGUACAGAAGACGUAAAUCUGUAAAAACAGGUUAUAAAUAUACAGCUGUUUUUUUUCCUGGGGACUAUUUUCAGUGGCGGAUUGAUACACAUUUGGUGCUUAGUGAGUAUUUCUGGGCGGUGUGUGUUGGAUUGAGUGAAAGUAACUACAGUGAUGUGUUCAUGGUAAUGAAGGAACAUGUCACUCAGUGCAACACUGUGGCUCAUUGAUGUGUUUUUAAUAGUUUUUGGAUAACAAUGGAGCUCGAUGGCACGGCGGAAUAACAUAUACCAGGCUUUGGAUACACAGACAAUACUUCAUGGGAUAUGUUGACAAUAAGAAAAUCACCAGCCUUAUCCUUUAAACAUGAUUAAAGGAAAUUCUUUCAUACUUUUGGCCAUCAAGUAUACAACAUCAUUAUCUAAAUCACUUAUUAUAUUUGGUUUAGUUCUAUGUUAUUAGUCAAGUAGUUAUUAUUCUUUUUAUGGGUCACCCGGAAACCCACUUUGUACUUCACACCUAUUUUAUUUUAUACUUAUACCCACUUGGUACUUAAUUUAUUUUCUGACCUGUAUUAUAGUGUAUUAUAUUUUUUGCUUAGUACUUCUAUUCUUGUGUGUACUGACGUGACAGUGAGCUGCUGUAGCAAAAGAGUUUCCCCUCGGGGAUCAAUAAAGUAUUUCUGAUUCUGAUUCUGAAGCUCCAAAAACUCUGGAUCCUACAUUUCCCAUAAUGCAACCAGUAGCAUCUUUUUCUUAGUUUGUACCACAUGCUUUCUGCCAUUAAUUUGUAGUCUACAAGCCCAAGCUGAGAUAACGCUGAUGAUGUCACCUAAAUAACCCUGAUGAGGUCGUCCGGGUUACUCUCUCAGACUUGACGUUGCUCCUCCAGAGCCACAGAGGACAUUAUACAACUGUUCUCACAGGAGUUCCCUUUUAAUGGAUAAUGUUCACUAUAUAUCUUCUGUAAAUAAAUGCUCAUCUAUAAAUGUAAUCCAUAGGAAACUGUCUUGUAUGUGAAAUUAUUAUAUUGAAUAAUUUAAUGUUGUGUUUCUGUAAACAAUUGUUGAACUACUAUAUUGUUCAAAGAUUUUUAUAUAUGGAAACAAAUAAACACUGAGGCGGGCCUCUA